AAGAAGAUUUUAGCCUACUUGCAUGAAAAAACAAUAAGACUGUGAUUACAUCCAUUUGAACUUGAGCUGAGAUCCCAUUGCUAUUGGCUGGUCGAGAACAUUCAUCCUUUUAUGGUAAAUGCUCGUAACAUGAGGACAAAGUUCAAAAUUUAACCAAUCCAGGUCCCAUUAUCUUGUAUUACUUCAGUAUUACAGUUUCAUUCAGCAGAGUAGCCUAAAAAAAGGUGUUGUUUCUCAGCUGGCACAUGACUGUGAUAUCAAAGAGAUCUCAAAUUAUUCUGAAGCAGUUGUGAAAGGCACAUCAUCUGUAGCAUAAACUUAACAAAGAAUCCUGAUAGCAUUUCCAAUUCACAUAGGAUUCAAUGUUGUAAUGCCCCAACUUUACCAUUAAAAUUUCUUCCAAGAACAGCAAUUUGCCAAACGUGUUGGUCUACUGUUUAAAAUAGUUAUGCUGUAACAAAAAUCUUGUAAAUAAACUUGUAACACAUUCUGGGUUCAAAAAUCUACUUAAAUAUGUCUCCAGUGGAAAUGGCCUGAGCAGUUCAUAUAAUCAUUACACAAACACAACCUUUGGAACAGUUGCAAAUGGACACCCAGCCCCACCCCUUACUUUCUCAUAUAUUUUCUCGAACUCGUCUCAUUUGUUAGAACAGACCUGUGGAACGUGAAACUGUAAAACUGAUGCAAAUUCAGAAUUCUUCUUUAGUAGGGCAACAUGAAUCUGGAGGACUACUUUGAGAGGAUCGGUUUCAAUGGUCCUUUUGAAAAAGCAGAUCUGGAAACCCUAAAGAAUGUCCACAUGCAGCAUGUCCUCUCAGUCCCUUUUGAGAACCUCAGCGUUCACUGUGGAGAGUGGAUCAGUGCUGACCUGGAGCCUGCCUACACCAAGAUUGUGAAGAACAAUCGCGGGGGGUGGUGCUGUGAAAACAACCAGCUCUUUGCCUGGGCACUGAAAGAGAUGGGCUACACCUACACAACCCUGGGGGCAAGAGUGUUCAACUGUCCCAAAAAUGAAUUCGACCAACCGGAAACCCAUUUAAUUAACAAGGUUCUCAUCGAUGGAAAAGCAUACAUUGCAGACGUGAGCUUUGGGGUUUCGGGUCAAAUACACCACCCCAUGGAACUUGUCUCAGGGAAAGAUCACCCUCAGCUCCCUGGCGUCUUCCGCUUUGUGGAGAAAGGUGGAGUGUGGAUCUUGGAGAAAAGUGGAAGAAAGCCCUUAAUUCCAAACGAGAGCUUUGCCAAUUCGAGUCUCAUAAACAAGCGCUUGACUGCACCAAUAUACUCCUUCACUCUAACACCACGGGACAUUGACCACUUCCGGGAUGCUAUUAAAUUCCUUCAGACCUCACCAGAGUCUCUAUUCACUAACAAGUCUAUCUGCUCCCUGCAGACACCCACUGGAUUUAAGGCACUCAUUGGCUCGACAUAUAGCGAGGUUACCUACGACUACCAGGAAGGGGUUGAUCUUUUUGAUAUGAAGAAUGUAGCUGAUGAUGAAAUAGAUGAAAUAUUAAAGGAAGUAUUUUCCCUGUCAUUAAAGAAUAAACAUACUCCCAAAGACACGAAGCCCUUCUACAAUCAGUAGUCCAAUAACCACAUCUGGUUCCAGCAAAAUGUACUUAUACUGUUACAUAUCAACUCUUAUUUCAAUGGAAGAUUAAUCAUCCACAUGGACAGUUCGUGCACAGAGCUUUGUGUGAGACGUACAAUCACUGGAAAUCUAAGACAGCCUUCCUGCAUUGUGAUUUGUGGACGAGGGCACCUGAACGACCAGCGGACCAGAUUAAGGACUGUUAGAAUAUCCAUGGUGGGGUGAGGUGGGUGGGAGGAAGAUGUGAAGGGUGGGGUAGGGCGCUGGAGAAUGGGAAACUUUUUAGGAGAAAUCAGAAAUAAUGUUAAAUGACAAUUAAUCAUUCAUUAGUUUAGAUUAAUUAUUAGAAAAAUAAGUGAUUUGUUGAUUAAUGAUUAAGCUUUGUUUGAGCUGAAAUAUGUCAUACCGUUUAGUUAUCGAUAUGUGGCAAGUCACGGUAAGGGAGAUCUGCAACAGAUAAAGAACCUGUAAAACAGGAUUAAUUGUAAUGAAAGAGAGGAGACGAUCCUUUCCUUUUCUCAGGUGUUCUUUAUUAAUAUAUAAGCAGAAGACAGUCUCUUCUUACACCAGUCAAUAUUUGCCUGCACAGCCUUUGCUGUAAUAUUGGAUUUGUCAUUAAAAUGAAUAAAAUAAAAAAGCA
Molecule: messenger RNA, 2234 nt
Organism: Anguilla anguilla (European eel)
Lineage: Eukaryota; Metazoa; Chordata; Actinopteri; Anguilliformes; Anguillidae
Product: arylamine N-acetyltransferase, pineal gland isozyme NAT-10-like
Exons: 2
Coding region: 716-1588 (290 amino acids)
Molecular function (GO): acetyltransferase activity
Source: RefSeq, a predicted model, not a curated record